Molecule: messenger RNA, 469 nt
Organism: Lycium ferocissimum
Lineage: Eukaryota; Viridiplantae; Streptophyta; Magnoliopsida; Solanales; Solanaceae
Exons: 2
Source: RefSeq, a predicted model, not a curated record
AUGCCACUGCAAGUUGAACUUGAACAUAAGGCCAUGUGGGCCUUGAAGAAAUUGAACAUGAAUUGGGAAGAAGCGACCAAACUCAGGUUGUUUCAGCUCAACGAGAUGGAUGAGUUCCGCUAUCAGGCAUAUGAAAGUGCAGCGCUAUACAAAGAGAGGAUGAAGCAGUAUCAUGACAAGAAAAUUCUGAAGCGAGAAUUCUACAAAGGUGACCGCCUGUCAGUGUUUAAUUCUAGAUUGAAGCUACUUCCGGGCAAAUUGAAAUCACGGUGGUCAGGUCCUUUUGAAGUAGUAAGUGUCUCACCCCAUGGAGCUAUUGAAUUGAAGUCUGAAGACGGAACUCGGACAUUUAAAGUGAAUAGGCAGAGGGUGAAGCACUACCAUGAUAUCAAGUGCGCAGGGAUUGAAACUCAGAAAACCAGCAAAGUUACACUAGAGCACAAAGACGGACCGUCAAUGUACAAUGACG